Messenger RNA from Tripterygium wilfordii, 897 nucleotides. Its product is annotated as transcription factor MYB20-like. Lineage: Eukaryota; Viridiplantae; Streptophyta; Magnoliopsida; Celastrales; Celastraceae. The record is from RefSeq and is a predicted model, not a curated record. The coding region runs from base 1 to 897 and encodes 298 amino acids. The transcript has 2 exons.
AUGUAUGGUGCUAUUGGCCAGGCUCGGACUAGCCCAAAGUUGCCCCGAGGUGUCAGCCUUCGGGCCUGGCUUUGGCCCAAGAUCUCAGCGAGGCACUUACCAGGAAGAACGGACAACGAGAUCAAGAAUCACUGGAACACUCGUCUCAAGAAACGCACAACGGAGAAGCGUAUUGAUCCCCCGAAGCCCAUUGGGCCCACUCCUCUGACUGACAACGACGUGACUUCGGAUGGACAGGAGGACAAGAGUGAGCCCGCCGCCAGGCGCAUUUCAUGGUCGGCCCACGUGCUCAACAAAUUAGCUACAAAUGUCGUACCUUUCCGACAUCUCCACACCGUACAGUCAAUGAUGGGCUCGGCAUCAAAUAGUAAGACUCACACAGCGCCAUGCAUUGACGAUACUGGCCUUGACGUGGUCCAAAAAUCAGGUGUCUCUGUUUCGGCUAAGCUGCUUAACAAAACGGCUACACGGCUCGGCUCAGCACGGCUUGAGACUAGCAUGCUAAAAUCCAUUUUGUCGCCUAAACCAGCUGAAGUGGGUCCGAGCGAUAGCCAUAAUAAUAUCGGGUCGAGUUCACUCGACAAUUUCGAGUUCUUGGAUUCGCUAGAUUUGUUCAACAAUUGGGAAGUUUUCUCUCCCAACGCUAGCGAAUGUGGUGGUGACGGCGGCGCUGCUUUGGACGUUAGCUAUAACGUCGUGGAGUCGAAUAUUAACAAGGAGGGAUCGACGACAACAACGGGGAUGCCAGAAUGUGAUUCAAAUGAAAUAUUUGGUGGCGCUGGCGAGUCUGAAAAAGAAGCAUUCUUGAAUUGCAGACAAGAGAGCCCAUUUGAUUCUCCUCAUACGUGCUGUGUCGACAGCCCUAACAUGUGCUUGUGGGAUUGUGAAUGGUAUUGA